AGGCGGUGUCAUCCGCUCGCUGCGGGGCCGCGGCACCCGGGACCCGGGAGGGCCGGGAAAGGGAACGGGAGCGGAACCGGGACCGGAUAGGCACUCUGUGACCAUGGCUGGGAACAGCCUGGUGCUGCCCAUCGUGCUGUGGGGCCGGCGUGCCCCCACUCACUGCGUGUCCUCYCUGCUGCUCGUGGAUGGCUCUGUCAUUGUCACCGGCUGCCACGACGGGCAGAUCUGCCUCUGGGACCUGGCUGCUGACCUGCAGAUCAAUCCCAGAGCUCUGCUYUUUGGUCACACAGCCUCGGUUACUUGUUUGUCCAAGGCCUCAGCUUCCAGUGAAAAGCAAUAUAUAGUGAGUGCAUCAGAGAGUGGGGAGAUGUGCCUGUGGGAUGUGAAUGAUGGAAGGUGCAUCGAGUUCACCAAGCUGGCUUGUGCCCACACUGGCAUCCAGUUCUAUCAGUUCACAGUGGGCACGCAGCGGGAAGGGAGACUCCUGUGCCACGGACAUUAUCCCGAAAUUCUGGUCAUGGAUGCAGCCAGYCUUGAAGUUCUGUAUUCUUUGAUAUCCAAGAUCUCUCCUGACUGGAUCAGCUCCAUGAGCAUCAUCCGCUCCAACAGGACACAAGAGGACACCGUGGUGGCCGUGUCCGUGACCGGUAUUCUCAAAGUCUGGAUCAUCACCUCGGACGUCAGCCGGCUGCAGGACACCACCCCCGUGUUUGAGGAGGAGUCCAAGCCCAUCUACUGCGAGAACUGCCAGAGCAUUUCCUUCUGCUSCUUCACCCAGCGCUCGCUCCUGGUCGUGUGCUCCAAGUACUGGAGGGUUUUUGAUGCCGGAGAUUAUUCCCUCUUAUGUUCAGUCCCCAGUGAAAAUGAGCAGACUUGGACUGGUGGGGAUUUUGUGGCAGCUGAUAAAGUGAUUGUAUGGACAGAGGAUGGACAGAGUUUCAUCUAUAAAUUACCAGCCAGCUGCCUCCCAGCCAGUGAUUCAUUCCGCAGGGAUGUGGGGAAAGCAAUGGAAAACUUGAUUCCACCUUUAUUGUACAGCGUGUUGGACAGAGCAGAGAAACAGCUCCURAUAUGUCCUCCAGUGACUCGAUUCUUCUGUGGCCAGAGAGAACUUCCCUACAAGCUCUUAAUCCAGGGAGACUCCUCAGGGAGGCUUUGCAUUUGGAGCAUACCCGACACCCUGGACCAGCAGGAGGGUGCAAAAGGCCUGCAAACAUCCACCUCCAUAUCCCUGCAGGAAGCUUUUGACCAGCUGAGGCCUCGUCCUGCCGGGAUCAUAGACCAGUUGAGCAUCAUUCCCAACGCCAGCGAGCCGCUGCGGGUGACGGCCAGCGUCUACAUCCCGGCCCACGGGCGGCUGGUGUGCGGCCGCGAGGACGGCAGCAUCGUCAUCGUGCCUGCCACACAGACUGCCAUCGUGCAGCUGCUGCAGGGGGAGCACAUGCUGCGUAGGGGCUGGCCCCCUCACCGGACGCUCCGAGGCCACCGGAACAAGGUGACGUGUUUGCUGUACCCUCACCAGGUCUCCUCCCGCUACGACCAGAGGUACCUGAUCUCGGGCGGGGUGGAUUUCUCUGUCAUCAUCUGGGAUAUYUUCUCGGGAGAGAUGAAGCACAUCUUCUGUGUCCACGGGGGAGAAAUCACCCAGCUGCUUGUUCCACCGGAAAACUGCAGUGCAAGAGUCCAGCACUGCAUUUGCUCCGUUGCCAGCGAUCACUCGGUGGGUCUGCUGAGUCUGAGGGAGAAGAAAUGCAUCAUGCUGGCAUCUCGCCACCUCUUCCCAAUCCAAGUGAUCAAAUGGAGGCCCUCCGAUGACUACCUGGUGGUGGGAUGUUCAGAUGGCUCCGUGUACGUCUGGCAGAUGGACACUGGAGCUCUGGACAGGUGUGUGAUGGGAAUCACAGCAGUGGAGAUCCUGAAUGCCUGUGACGAGGCCGUUCCUGCGGCCGUGGACUCGCUGAGCCACCCCGCUGUCAAUCUGAAGCAGGCCAUGACCCGCCGCAGCCUGGCUGCUCUCAARAACGUGGCUCACCAGAAGCUGCAGACCCUGGCCACCAACCUGCUGGCUUCUGAAGCCUCRGACAAGGGGAAUUUGCCAAAAUAUUCCCAUAACUCCCUGAUGGUUCAGGCCAUCAAGACGAAUUUGACAGACCCAGACAUCCACGUGCUGUUUUUUGAUGUGGAGGCUCUGAUAAUCCAGCUGCUGACAGAGGAGGCCUCGCGGCCCAACACAGCCCUGGUUUCUCCAGAGAAUUUACAGAAAUCCUCCAGUGGCUCUGACAAAGGGGGCUCCUUCCUGACGGGCAAACGGGCGGCCGUGCUUUUCCAGCAGGUGAAGGAAACCAUCAAGGAGAACAUCAAGGAGCACCUCCUGGAUGAUGAAGAUGAGGAUGAGGAGGCCAUGAGGCAGAGGAGGGAGGAUGGCGACCCGGAGUAUCGCUCCAGCAAAUCCAAACCGCUGACUUUGCUGGAAUAUAACCUGACCAUGGAUACAGCCAAGCUUUUCAUGUCGUGCCUGCACGCCUGGGGGUUGAACUCGGUGCUGGAUGAGCUGUGCCUGGAUCGCCUGGGCAUGCUGAAACCGCACUGCACCGUGUCCUUCGGCCUCCUGUCCCGAGGGGGCCACAUGUCCCUGAUGCUGCCUGGCUACAACCAGCCCGUGGGCAAAGCAGCCCUGGAGGAGCUGGGCAGGAAAAUGUCCGUGACUGAAGGUUUGGGGAAGGGCACGUACGGCGUGUCCCGGGCUGUCACCACCCAGCACCUGCUGUCUGUCAUCUCGCUGGCCAACACUCUGAUGAGCAUGACCAACGCCACCUUCAUCGGGGACCACAUGAAGAAAGGACCAGCCAGGUAUGGCAAACCCUCCAGAGCUCUUGGCAGUUCAGUUCAGCCACCCCCUCCAAUGUCCAGCCAUGCAGCACAAGGGCAAAUCAAACAAGUUGUUCCUGCUGCUGCUUCCAGCACGGAAUCUGGGCACUCUGACACUUCUGCUUUCCAUUCCUGUUUCUUAGUCAAUGAAGGCUGGAGCCAACUGGCUGCCAUGCACUGUGUGAUGCUCCCAGAUCUUCUGGGAUUGGAAAAAUUCCGUCCCCCUCUGCUGGAAAUGCUGGCACGGCGCUGGCAGGAUCGCUGCUUGGAGGUGCGGGAGGCGGCGCAGGCGCUGCUGYUGGCCGAGCUGCGCAGGAUCGAGCAGGCGGGACGCAAAGAAACCAUCGAUGCUUGGGCUCCUUACCUUCCCCAAUACAUGGACAGCGUCAUCUCCCGUAAGGAAUGUUCUGGAAAUGGGGAAAAGGGGCUGUGGAACCCCAAAAUCCCAAUCUUCAAUCCCAAUCCUGAUCAUCCGUUCAGGCCUGGAUGUGCCAUCCCAUAACCAAGGCUGUCCC
Messenger RNA from Malurus melanocephalus (red-backed fairy wren), 3386 nucleotides. It is a transcript of the gene WDR7, whose product is annotated as WD repeat domain 7. Bases 104 to 3373 code for a protein of 1089 amino acids. Gene Ontology annotation, molecular function: protein binding. Gene Ontology annotation, cellular component: cytoplasm. The record is from RefSeq and is a predicted model, not a curated record. Lineage: Eukaryota; Metazoa; Chordata; Aves; Passeriformes; Maluridae. The transcript has 19 exons.